AUGCCUGAUAUAUCGGUGAAAGUUAAGCUCACUAAAUUACUUGUUCAGCUUCAUUAUCAUAUUUUGAGGUUGGACCUUCGAAAUGUAAAACCAAAGGGGUAUUUGUCUACUUUGUUGCGACAUUGUUUGACGUUGGUUAGAAGUUCUUCGGAAAUAGGACAAGGAUUAGGGUCAAGAAAUGACAAAUUUAGGAGACAUGCAAAGUUAAUUCUUUGGGUAUUUGCUACUAUCGGUAUAAGUUCUUCAGUUGGUACAGUUUUCUGGGUCAAUAGGGUGAUAGCAUAUUGGAGGAACAAGAAGAAUGCCCGAGUUACAUCACAUUCUGUUGCCAAGAACCAAUUACUGCAAAAUGGCACUCGUGAGUUGUACAUUUCAGAUGGCAGCAAGGAUAAGAAAAUAGUGGUUACGCCGACUGAGAAGGAUCAAUAUGAACACGAUAAGUACCUUUUCAAGAAUUUGGAAAGGGAUGUUAAAUCGCAAUUGUUCAAUUCUAAAUUCCUUCAACAGUUGAAUGUGCUUUCCACGAUCUUGAUACCGAAAUUCUUGCAUAAGAAUAGUUUGAUGCUUUCAGCCCAGAUUUUCUUUCUAAUAUUGCGCACAUGGUUAUCGUUGAUGGUGGCUAGGUUGGAUGGUCAGAUUGUGAGGGAUAUCAUCUCUGGUCAGCCAAGAAAAUUUGUGAUUGAUAUGGCAUGUUGGUUCUUCAUAGCGUUCCCUGCUUCUUACACGAACAGUGCUAUCAAAUACAUACAAAGAAAAUUAAGCUUAAACUUUAGGUCUCGAUUGACCAGGUACAUCCAUGAUAUGUAUCUUGAUAAGAGGUUGGUAUUUUAUAAGACAGCGUUCGAUAACGAAGCUACCAGUUCAAUUAUUGCAAAUAUCGAUAAUUCUAUCACUAACGAUGUACAAAAAUUCUGUGACGCUAUCACGAAUGUAUUUGCUAACGUUGCAAAACCAGUUAUCGACCUUGUAUUCUUUUCCAUAUAUUUAAGGGAUUCGUUGGGGUCCUUUGGUGUCAUCGGAAUAUUCCUGAACUAUUUUUUGACAGGAUACGUUUUAAGGAAGUAUUCUCCACCUUUGGGUAAAUUGGUAAGUUUGAGAUCAAGUUCCGAAGGUGACUACUAUAACUACCAUUUGAAUAUGAUCAAUAACAGUGAGGAAAUUGCCUUUUAUCAGGGCACGAGUGUGGAAAGAAGUAAAGUCAAUACGCUAUAUGACAAAUUGAUGGAUCAAAUGCUACUUGUCGAUCGGUCAAAGGUUGAAUACAACAUCAUUGAAGAUUACAUUUUGAAAUAUACCUGGUCAGCAUGGGGUUAUGUUUUUGCUUCUAUCCCAAUUGUACUUCGUACAUGGGCUUCAGAGGAAACUAGUGAAUCUGCCAAUAUGAAAGAUUUUAUCAUGAACAAAAGAUUAAUGUUAUCGCUAGCAGAUGCAGGAACUAGGUUGAUGCAUUCUAUCAAGGAUAUCUCACAGUUAACAGGUUAUACCAAUAGAGUGUUUGUUUUGUUGAAAGUCUUACAUAGGGUCCAUGACUCCAACUUUGACUACGGGAUGGUCAGUAGCUUUGAUGAAGCAGAAUUGAAUGCAACUUCUACCACGGUGGUUUCGAACGGCAAAACUGCUAUUAGAGGAACUGUGCAGCAUGAUUUCAAUGGUAUCAGAUUCGAAAAUAUUGACGUGGUUAUUCCAUCUGCUAGAGGGAUUAACGGUACUACUUUGGUGAAGGGUCUUACCUUUCAAAUCCCAGCAGUUAUUAAUCCAGAGCCUUCGUCAUCAAAGCAAGUUUCAUUAGCUAAUGUUAGAGAUCCAUUGGAUCAAUCAAGGUUUAUGAUCAAUCAUGGCAUGGGUAGUAGUUUGUUGAUUCUCGGACCAAACAGUUGUGGUAAGAGCUCCAUUGAAAGGAUUUUGACUGAAAUUUGGCCAAUUUAUAACAAGAAUGGGUUACUUUCAACCCCACCAAGUCACGAUUUAUUCUGUGUACCUCAACGUCCAUAUUUCAUUCAGGGAGGUACCUUCAGAGACCAAAUAAUUUAUCCAAUGACUUAUGAACAAUUCCAUGAAAGGGGACAUAAAGACACAUAUUUGGUUCAGAUACUACGCGAAGUUAGAUUGGACUAUUUGUUGAAGAGAGAUCGGGGUCUAAAUUAUUUCGAUGCAAUUGCUGACUGGAAGGAUGUUUUAAGUGGGGGAGAGAAGCAAAGAAUGAACUUCACAAGAAUAAUGUUCCACAGACCAAGGUUCGUUGUUUUAGACGAAGCCACUAACGCUAUCAGUGUUGAUAUGGAAGAUCAUCUUUUUACCAUGUUGAAGAGAUACAGAUUCAACUUCAUAUCCAUCUCUCAACGCCCGUCUUUGAUAAAAUACCAUGACUACCUAUUGGAAUUGACUAACGGAACUGAUUGGAGCCUACAGGCAUUAGGGUCAGACGAAGCUAUUUUAUCAAUCGAAAAUGAGAUUGAAACCCUAAACCAAAAGCUAACAAAGGUAAAAGAAUGGGAAAGGCAGAGAGAUGAACUACAGGCAAAGUUGACAUUGGUGUGA
Messenger RNA from Kluyveromyces lactis, 2538 nucleotides. It is a transcript of the gene PXA1, whose product is annotated as ATP-binding cassette long-chain fatty acid transporter PXA1. Gene Ontology annotation, molecular function: long-chain fatty acid transmembrane transporter activity; ATP hydrolysis activity; ABC-type transporter activity. The coding region runs from base 1 to 2538 and encodes 845 amino acids. The transcript has a single exon. Gene Ontology annotation, biological process: long-chain fatty acid import into peroxisome; fatty acid beta-oxidation; peroxisome organization. NCBI's taxonomy places the organism in Eukaryota, Fungi, Ascomycota, Saccharomycetes, Saccharomycetales, Saccharomycetaceae. The record is from RefSeq and is a predicted model, not a curated record. Gene Ontology annotation, cellular component: peroxisomal membrane.